GCCAUACGGAAAGCGUGGGGUUAAGCGCCCGCUCUCAUUCUUUUUCGGCAAUCCCUUUCAUCAUCUGCAUCUGCAUGCAGCCGUUAGGCUCUGGGACAGUUAAUAAUAAUUGAGGACCGAGGGGGCUGAUGGAAAAGAGAGUAUUAGUAUCGUGGGACAUGCCCCCCGUUAGGUGCCUGCGUUCUGUUCUGUUCUGCUCUGCUUCCGACACUGGCACUGUCGUUCUGUUCCUUGCUGCCUUCUUCUGCUGGUUUCGUGUUGCACUGCGCUUCUCCUCUUGAGUCGUCUUCAUACCCAUUCUCUCUCUUUUUUUUUUUUCCUCUUGUUGCCCGAUAUUGGGUUCCCGUUCCCUUGAGCAGUGCUCCUGGCCAACACUCGACCACACCAAGCCAAAGCAAUAGUUAUUAUAUAUAAAAAAAGAUGGAAAAGAGCAGCAGUCGCUCCCAGGGGUCGGCAUCCUCGUUCGAGGCCGACUCGACCGAUCUCCACCUGCGAUCCAAGAUGCGCACCGUUCGCAUGCUCGACACGGCCCGCGUGGGCACGACGGCGCUGGCGCUCCUGAUGGGCCUGACCGUGCUGGGCAUCUCGGCCAACACGCUCCGUGUGUACCGGGAGACACAUGUCUCGUCGGACUUCCUGCUGCCGCUCUGGCCGGACGAGUUCAACGCCCGCCCGACCGUGUCGCUCGUCAUUGGCAGCUCCAUCGUGCUCGUCUCCAACAUCGUCGCCCUGUGCUUCAGCCAGGUGCGGACUCUCCGCGCCCGAGCAACAGCCCACACGUCGGUGACCUUCGUCGCGCCGCUGGUCGGCCUCGCGGGCGCGCUCGUCGCCGUCAUCUUCUACUACGCCGUCAACGCGUCCGUGACGACCGACACCUUCCUCUCGUGGACGUGCCGCUGGAAGGAUGUCUCCAUGUCGCAGCAGCCGCACUGGGGCACGCUCUGCCAACAGAGCCACGCAGGGCUGUACCUGGCCAUACUGCUCCUCCCCGUCGAGGUGGUUGCCCUCGCGCUUGCUGCGCGCCAGAUGCAGCUCGAGAGGUAUACGGACCGGUACCUGGCUGCGAGGAAGACACCUGUGCUUGCUUGAGAGUUAGUUAGUUAGUUUACCUAGUACUGGUUCUGAGACUGUCACUCCCUGAACUUUAUAAAGGGGAAGAAUGCUACGAAGGCUGGUAGGGUAAAUUGUGGUUGUGGAGGGUUCUGUUAGGUUAGGUGAC
Molecule: messenger RNA, 1219 nt
Organism: Chaetomium strumarium
Lineage: Eukaryota; Fungi; Ascomycota; Sordariomycetes; Sordariales; Chaetomiaceae
Exons: 2
Coding region: 421-1089 (222 amino acids)
Source: RefSeq, a predicted model, not a curated record